ACUUGUUUCGAUUAUUCAUAAAAUUCUAUUACGGGGAUACUAAUUUUUUCUUAUGUUUUCACUAUAAUAAUGUUUAUAAAGAAAUGAAAUGGGAAAAGGAAAAGACAAAGGGAAAGUAAUAUCUACUUGGAACGCCCACUUCUCUUUUUGCCCCAUUUCUGCUCCGACCUCGCUUCAGCAUAUUCCAUUCUUCACUCGGUGACCUUCGAAUCAUGCAGAGCCUCCUCUUGCCGGCGCCGGCGGCGAGCUCCGGCACGUUCUCGGCGCCGUCGGGUCCCGCCUCAUCGUCGUACCUCCGUCGCCUCGCUGCCAGAGAGCCGCUAUUGCUCGUUGGCCACCGUCCUUGUCUUUCCUCUCCGAAUUCUCUCUCUGCCGCUGGACCGGCACACAGAUCGAACGCCUUUCCCUUGACAUCCCUUUCGCCUCGCGAUGCUCUCGGCUGCAGACGAUCCAAGCUGUUCUCCACCUCGGUGGCCUCCUCUCCGGUUUCUCCUGCCUCCACUUCUCCGAACGACGAUGCUGAGAAGGCGAAACUUGCCCAGGUAACCAAAAGACUAGAGAAUACCUCAAGGUAUUUCCGGAGGUUGGGGAAUUUAGGGUUUUGGGGACAGCUAGUGUGCACUGUUGUGGCUGCGGUUAUUCUUUCCUUUUCCGUGGUUAUAACUGGGAAGGUCACAUCGCCGGCCACUUUUUACGCCACUGCCGGCGGGAUAGCGGCAGCUUUCAUUUCCGUCUUUUGGUCAUUUGGAUAUAUUCGGCUAUCUGAGAAGCUUCGGAAAACUGCUAAUGAUCCCUCGAAGGCUCCUUUUCGAGCAGAUGUAGUCAAAAGUUUGAAGAAUGGCAUCAUGUUGAACCUGUUAGGGAUGGGUGCUGCUAUUCUUAGUAUGCAAGCAACUGUUGGGUUGUUGGUAGCAAAGGCUCUCACUUCCUCAGCGAACCCACAUUAA
Molecule: messenger RNA, 947 nt
Organism: Syzygium oleosum
Lineage: Eukaryota; Viridiplantae; Streptophyta; Magnoliopsida; Myrtales; Myrtaceae
Product: protein TIC 21, chloroplastic-like
Exons: 3
Coding region: 213-947 (244 amino acids)
Source: RefSeq, a predicted model, not a curated record